AUGACCUUCGAUAUCCUGGGGGAUGAAUAUCUGGAUAAAGAUGAAAUUAUCGACAACCUUUUCCAAGAGAUACUAGACUUCUCUGUUAAGCGAGAGAUAUCUUUUUCUUCUUUGACUCAGUUUAUAUUCUGGAUAACCUCAUUUCUGAUGGAGUUGGAAAGCUUUUUCAACUGUGCUUUCUCAUAUGAUCAGUCUUCUGGAGCUCGCCUCGUGGCAAAAAUCCUUUUCUCUAAAUUUCCCAGAGAAGUUAAGGGCGAAAUGAUUCGGCUCUCAGGAUGCAUCACCAGAGGCAUCCAUGAAAUCUUCCUCCUUUUGAAAGACAAGGGGAUGCAUCACCAGUCCAGCCCGUUCAUACGGGGUUUUGGCACUAUACUGGAAUGGAAGCGCCUACGGGUCAUCCUUCAAUCCCAAAGUGGCAUCCUUGCAGCCCUCGGAGACAUCCUUGCAGCCGUCAGAGACAUCCUUGUAGCCCCUAAGGAGCAUCCUUGCAGCCCUACGGGGCAUGCUUGCAGCCAGUAA
This is a messenger RNA of Acanthosepion pharaonis, 519 nucleotides long. The record is from the annotation of a GenBank genome assembly. NCBI's taxonomy places the organism in Eukaryota, Metazoa, Mollusca, Cephalopoda, Sepiida, Sepiidae.